Durusdinium trenchii is the source of this 1695-nucleotide messenger RNA. NCBI's taxonomy places the organism in Eukaryota, Dinophyceae, Suessiales, Symbiodiniaceae. The record is from the annotation of a GenBank genome assembly.
AUGGCCGAUGGGUGUAGCGCCGCGGACGUGGUGUUCCGGAGCAUCUCGCUCCGACCAUUUCUGAAUCAUCCUGGUCUCGAUACCGAAGGUGUGGCUUUUCACAAGCCCAUCCCGGUGCAUACUUCUGAGGCCACCGGCCUCACCGCGCCCUUCGAGGAGCUGCGGUUCCCGUCCGCGUCGCCGGCGUCGCCGCGCGGUCCCGGCGCGGCAGCGCAGCGGCGCCGGGAGCGCGGCGCUGGGCGCGUGCACCGAGGGGUGCCAGGCCCAGUUGGUUCCGGGGGAGCUCUUGGGGAUCUUUGUGGCACGGACCGGGAAAGGACGGACAGGGAGACAUUUGGCAGAAAAAGAGCACAGUGGCACAUCGUGAUCCAAGAGCACGGUUUUGGUGGUGAUGGGUCGCUCAGUGACGCUCAGUCAGUGAUUUUGGGGGGGGGGGCCGGUCAUCACGUGGUGCCAGGCCUCAGACCGACCGGUCUGGAGACGGAAACGAGCCGCGCCACGCGUGAACGAGCCGCGCCAAGGCAAGAGGAGUCCACCUCGGUGCCCAUCUGCAUAGGCCAAGUGGAUCGUCGCACCUGGCCGAAGCGAGCCAAGCAGGGCGAGGAACUGCCGCGGUUUUCCGAGGAGCCCGAUGAUCCGCGCGUCUUCGUGCCCGCGCAUCGCAUUGGGGAUGCUCCGAAGAGAUCUUUUCUGCCAGUCAGUGAUAGGAAAGACGACAGGCCGAGGAGGCACUCCGAGAAGCGAUCAUUUGGACACUCGUCUUUGCCAUGCCUCUCUGGCAAGCAGAUGAAACUGCACAGCUCCUCACAGCCUGUGCUGAAAGCGCCGGUGGAAAAGUCUUCAUUGGCCAAUGCAGGUCUCUUGCAGUUCAUGCUGCCUGGCUUGGGCUUUCCUCCCCUGGCUGAAGAGGCCAGAGUUUUUGCCGGUCCAUUUCUGGGGCUCAAAGAACCUCCAGAGAACGCCCUUGCGCAUCACUUCCACCAUCCUCGGCCCAACGUCUCAAAAAGAUACGUCGAGAAAAAGGAGGUCAUGGCGCCGAUCGUGGAAGUCAUGGAGGUCCCGCCCUUGAUGUGCAACUGUACCAUCCUGGGAGAUUCGGACACCAAAGAAGCCAUCGUCGUAGAUCCCGGAGGCGAUGUGGACAAGAUUCUGGCCAAGCUGAAAUCUCAUGGCCUUUCUUGCAAGAGGAUCCUAAUUACGCACGGUCAUCUGGACCAUAUCAUUGGGGCAACGGAGUUGAAAAAGGCGACAGGUGCAAUGAUCCUGAUGAAUCAGAAUGACUUGUCCUUGUACCAAAAGGUGAAGGAGCAGUGUAGAGACUUCCGGAUUCCACCCCCGCCGGACGCCUUACUGCCUCCGGACGACUUCCUGUCGGAUGGCGAUGUGGUGCAGUGGGGUCCAGAGUUGACCGUGAAAUGCUUGCACUGUCCCGGGCAUACCCCCGGUUCCUUGUCCUAUUACUUCGAGCAGCAGAAGAUCGUGUGCCCCGGUGACACCUUGUUCCAGGGCUCUGUAGGCCGCACCAGCUGGGCUGGCAUCCCGUCGCUGCAGGGCACCAGCGACGCUCAGAUGAUCAUCGGAAGUAUCAAGGCAAAGCUCCUGACGCUGGACGGUGAUGUGCGAGUGAUCUCGGGCCAUGGGCCGGAGACGACCAUUGGUCUGGAGAAGGCCACGAAUAUGUUUCUGAGGAUGUAG